AUGAUGGAAGAAUUUGCGAAACUCUUAACAGACUCAUUAAAAUCGUUAAGAGAUAACGCGGUGAAACCUGUGGUAUCGACGGCAGUGAGUGUUCCAGUUUUUGACCUGUUACAAGACGAUGAUGGCGCAUCAAGAUGGUGCGAUGAACUGGAGAAACUUGGCGAGACUUUUACAUGGUCUAGCUACAAGUUAUUGGUGAGAGGUGCUAGCAGCUUGGUUGAAGAAGCGAAAGACUGGUUUUCUGGAUGGAAGCCAGUUCAAAAUACGUGGGACGAAUUUCGAACCGAAAUAUCAAGUCUGUAUCCUGCAAAGCGCAACGUAAGCCAAAGCUACGCAAGGCCGCCCUGUAUACAAGCAAGGAGGCUGAUUCCUAUUGUGAGUAUUCCAGAAAAAAGAUUUAUCUUAUUAAUGCAUUAA
Messenger RNA from Psylliodes chrysocephalus, 417 nucleotides. The record is from the annotation of a GenBank genome assembly. Lineage: Eukaryota; Metazoa; Arthropoda; Insecta; Coleoptera; Chrysomelidae.